Molecule: messenger RNA, 3038 nt
Organism: Diospyros lotus (date-plum)
Lineage: Eukaryota; Viridiplantae; Streptophyta; Magnoliopsida; Ericales; Ebenaceae
Product: protein NEDD1
Exons: 10
Coding region: 284-2680 (798 amino acids)
Biological process (GO): regulation of microtubule nucleation; regulation of phragmoplast microtubule organization; regulation of mitotic spindle organization
Cellular component (GO): kinetochore microtubule
Molecular function (GO): gamma-tubulin complex binding; protein binding
Source: RefSeq, a predicted model, not a curated record
UACACAGUGUUUUAAGCCCAUCGUCUUUUUGAAUUUCCGCCCCUUUCCUCCAUAUUCUCUCUCCAAGAAGGUAGGGUUUCAAAAUCUCAGGAGCACGAAGAGGAACUGGAAUGGAAAUUGAAUGAUCUGAGUUGCGCUCUUUCCCAGUUUCGGCGACGCAUUCUUGUUCGUACAGAUCUCAGAAUUUGAUGCGAACAGAAGAAUUCAAAAAUUCUGGACUCAUCCUAUCGCUUUAAAACCCUCGCGUAAAAGCCACAUUCUCCCUAUCAACGCCGCUGGAAUCAUGAACUUCUCGGAUCCAUCGACGGCACUUAUUGCCGCUGCCGGUGGUGACACCGUCAAGCUCUUCGACGUCUCCGUUGAGCCUGGCGAUCCUUGCACACUGAGCUACACUCCUUCGCCAGGCUUCCAAGUCAACUCGGUUAAGUGGAACCACACUAAUUUGGUUGUGGCGAGUGGGGGAGACGAUAAGAAGAUUUCGCUGUGGCGGAAAAAUGGGCAGUGCAUGGGGACCAUUCCGGUGGCCGGCACCGAUACCGGAGACAAGAUUGAGGAAUCUAUACUGGCUAUUAGCUUUAGCAACAAGGGAUCUAGAUACUUAUGUUCAGGGGGGAGUGGUCAAGUUGUAAGAAUAUGGGACUUGCAGAGGAAGCGCUGUAUCAAGUGGUUGAGAGGUCAUACUGAUGCAAUUACUGGUGUGAUGUACAACUGCAAAGAUGAGCACUUAGCUUCCAUUAGUCUUAGUGGCAAUCUUAUUCUUCACAAUCUCGCUUCUGGUGCAAGGGCUGCUGAACUCAAGGAUCCUAAUAACCAGGUGCUGAGAGUGCUUGAUUAUUCUCGGAUCAGCAGGCACCUUUUGGUCACUGCUGGUGAUGAUGGGUCUCUACAUUUGUGGGAUACAACUGGUCGCAGUCCAAAGGUUUCUUGGUUGAAGCAGCAUUCUGCACCAACAGCUGGUGUUAGUUUCUCACCAUCAAAUGACAAGGUAAUUGCUAGUGUUGGUCUGGAUAAAAAGUUAUACACUUUUGACUUGGGGAGUAGGAGGCCUUCAUUUUGCAUUCCUUACGAAGCACCUUUCUCGUCAUUGGCAUUUAGAGAUGAUGGUUGGACCCUGGCUGCUGGAACGAGCAGUGGUCGAGUGAUAUUCUAUGAUGUUCGUGGAAAACCUCAACCAUUCACUGUUCUUCGUGCCUAUGGAAACUCUGAGGCUGUCACAAGUCUCUCCUGGCAAAGAACCAAACCGGUAUUGGUAAAUGAAAAUAACUGCACAGAUGAAACCGCUCUUCUAGGAGGUGCUGUUGAAGAUUCAAUCCUCAUGCCUGAUCCACUGCCUACCUUGGCAUCAUCAAACCUUUCAACUUCUAUAACAUCGUCUGGUUCUCGAAACCCUGGUCGUGCGGGUUCUUCUAUGGAGUCAUCUUCAACAUUAGCCACCACUGUUGGACCUACCUUAAGCUCGCUUAACUCCUCUACCACAGAAGAAACACCAUUAAAGAGUACUUUGUGGGCAGGUGGAGGUUUGGCUAGAUUGCAUGCACCCCGUUAUAAUUUCAAGGAUGAUAUGGAAGUAUUUUCCCCACUUGUUGAAAUCCAGCCAAUUACACCAUCCCUUGAUAAGCUAUGGAAUGAACAUGAGGGAGCAAAGAAAGAUCACCUUCUAGUUGAUAAGAAACCCUCUUUGCAGUUUCCUUUAUCUAGUAGGAGAUUUCCUCUUUCGGAGGAAGGGGGCAGUGAUCAUCCAAUCUUUGACUGGAAAACUAGUGCAGCUUCCAAACAGGAUGAAAAUCGUUCUUUGUCGCAAUUGGGAUCUACUCCUACUGCAUUCUCUAAGAACAGUGACUCCUCAUCUAUCACUCCUCCAGAAGCUUGGGGUGGUGAGAGAUUAUCUGAUAAAUUCACUUACCAUCGGCAUUCAGUAAAUUUACCAUCUCGAUUUGCAAUGAUGGGAUCCAGCAGUCUGAUGUCGGGAUCAAUGUUUUCUGGAUCACAAGAUCUUACUUCAUCAAGCCAGACAAGCACGAGCUACCUAGCAAAUUCAAGCUUGAGCUUGGCAAAUUUACGGAGAGAUAUAUCCUCAAAUCAAGAGACUUCACUGGGAUUUCUGGAGCAUGUUCCGUCUAGUUCUACAUCUAUUUCUCUAGGGACAAAAAGCACUACAGGUCAGUCUAACCUCGAUGUGCUGGGGUCAACAUUAACACUCCCACGAAGAUUUUCUACUUAUGCUGAAAGGAUAAGUACUACUCCGUCCUUCAGUGAUGGAACAUCUCUUUCAGUGGGUUCACCAAAAACAAAGAAAACAGGAGCUGAGACCAGGGAGGAACUUUUAAGUAGCUUGUUGUCAAGGUCAGACUCAUUAUCUGCUGCAGAAUCAGGGACUCUACCAUCAGUGAAUGGAGGAGCUCUCCAAACCCAGAAAAACCUGUCUCAACCUGACGUGCCACAGGGAAGUUCCUUUACCCUUCAGCUUUUUCAGCGCACUCUUGAAGAAACUCUUGCUUCCUUCCAGAAAUCUAUCCAUGAAGAUGUGAGGAACCUUCAUCUUGAAAUUUUAAGACAGUUCCAUAUGCAGGAGAUGGAAAUGUCAAGUGUGAUGAGCUCAAUUCUGGAAAACCAAGCGCAGCUGAUGAAAGAAGUUGAAUCACUCCGUAAGGAAACUCAGCAGUUCCGACAGUUACUAUAACCAUUGGCAGAGGCUUUACCAGUUCCUCGCUCUUUUUUCAUUCUUCUUUUUGUGUCUAGCGGCUAUUUCACUUCUGAUAUCUGCAGUUUGGUUGUGGUUUUCUUGUGAAUAAGAAAAUGGAGUAGGGUUUCGAUUGUAUCCCCAUUUGCAAAUGAAAGCUAUUGUAUUUGUACCUAGGGCAAGAGAAAAGAAAGAUAUUACAGGUAAAAGAGAAAGAACAUGCUGUUUAAAAUGUUUUCAUUGGGUUCAUUAACAUGUACAGAUGUGAUUGGUUCAGCUUGAAUGGGGUUUUUGAUCGAGAAAAGACAGGUGUAAACCUUGUCCGUGUAAUUUAGUAAAUCUUGCGAUUUGUCAUUGA